UUACACAGUAUGGGAAAACUUCCUGGAACCAGAAUGGCAGAGUUAAAAGCCAAGUACACCUUGCUGCAUGAUACCGUGGUAAGCACACAAGAGUCCGAGGUCCAACUGCUAGAGGAUGCCAAACGUUUCACCGAGCAAAUACAACAGCAGCAGUUUCACCUGCAGCAAGCUGAUAAUUUUCCUGAGGCAUUCACCACCGAGGUCUCUAAAAUGCGAGAACAACUUCUCAAGUACCAAAACGAAUAUAAUGCAGUGAAGGAAAGAGAGUUCCACAAUCAGUACAGAUUAAAUAGCUUAACAGAAGAAAAAACCCUCAUAAUAAAGGAAUUUGAGAAGAUACCUAAGCCAGGAGAAAUGGAGAAGAAGACGAGACUAUUGAGAGAAAGCACUGAGGAAUUACGUAAGGAAAUAAUGCAGAAGAAACUGGAAAUCAAAAAUUUACGGGAGGAUUUGACAUCUAAGCAAAAGCAAUUACUAAAGGAGCAGAAGGAACUAGAAGAACUGUUGGAAUAUCAGGUCAACCUAAAGGAUGAAGUGGUCCACCAUCAAACUGUUCCUGUACAAAUUGGAAAAGAGAUAGAAAAAACAACACGCAAAAAAGUAGAAAUGGAAAAGAAAAAAAUCGUCUUGGAAUAUGAACUCAAAGAGCUAAAUGACUUGCUAAAGAAAGUUGAAAACAAAAUUAAUUCUAUAAUGGAAGAGAAGGAGGAUGUAAUAAAGGAAGUUGAAGGCAAACGAGCCUUACUUGAAAUCAAAGAACGAGAAUAUAACCAAUUGGUCAAGCUCCUGGAAUUAACCAGAGAGAAUGAAGCAACUUCACUAACUGAAAGAGGGAUCUUAGAUCUCAACUUACGAAACUGUCUCAUUGAUAAGCAGAACUACCAUGAUGAACUUUCUCGUAAGCAAAGAGAAAAAGAACGAGAUUUUCGAAAUUUAAAAAAGAUGGAGCUACUCUUAAAAGUGUCCUGGGAUGCACUCACUCAAACUCAAGCACUACAUCAAAGGCUUCUAUUAGAGGAGUUUCCAACUGUGGUAGACACUUCUGAUCCUAACCUACGCCUAGUUCUCCUCUUCUUCUGGGCAUAUAGGAAGUGUCUACUUUCUUGCAUCUUUGCAGUUGAGCAGAGUCACAUGACUAGUUCUGGCCAAUGGAUUGUGGACAGAAGUGACACAUUAUCUGAUUGCCAGUGUGAGACCUCUAGCUCUUUUCCCUCUCCUACUGCAGUUGUAGAAGUACAUGAUGAUAUGGAAGUGCUGUAA
Leptonychotes weddellii (Weddell seal) is the source of this 1260-nucleotide messenger RNA. Lineage: Eukaryota; Metazoa; Chordata; Mammalia; Carnivora; Phocidae. The record is from RefSeq and is a predicted model, not a curated record.